AAGAUCUCCAUAACAGCUACCAGCACACCCACGGGAGGCUACCGAAUCUUCUCGCCCUACACCGACGACGACACGGCAUUUGCAAACAACACGCUCUGUCCGCGAUAUGCUGAGUGCGAUCCGACAUCUGCCCCACCGUCUCCUGCAUCCAUUGAAUCGCUCGAAAUCUUCGACAACAUUCCUUGGCGAAGAGACUACAUCGCACUGGACCCGCGUACCAGGGCCAGACGCAACCGACUACGCGCAGGAUGGAUGCAGAAUAAACUCCGCGCCACAAUCGUAAUUGUGCUUUUGCUGCUCGCGGUC
Messenger RNA from Bipolaris sorokiniana ND90Pr, 306 nucleotides. RefSeq lists its product as uncharacterized. The annotation marks the transcript as partial. Lineage: Eukaryota; Fungi; Ascomycota; Dothideomycetes; Pleosporales; Pleosporaceae. The record is from RefSeq and is a predicted model, not a curated record. The transcript has a single exon.